UUUGUGUCCUGGCUGAUGGACAUGGGGGAGACAGGAAACCCAGAGGAGGGGGUUCACUUGGGUCAGGCUCUGCUGGAGAACGGCAUCAUCCACCACGUCACAGACAAACACCAGUUCAAACCCGAACCUGUUCUUUAUCGUUUCCGUUACGACGACGGCACGUACCACCCGCGCAGCGACAUGCACGACGUCAUAUCCAAGGGCGUCCGUCUGUUCUGCCGUCUGCACAGCCUCUUCACUCCCGUCAUCAGGUACGAGGACAACUUUCUUUUUGACUACUCAUCUAAAAAAGAGGGAAAUAUGACGGUGAACUAUGAGUUAAUUGAUUAA
This is a messenger RNA of Notothenia coriiceps (black rockcod), 330 nucleotides long. Its product is annotated as phosphatidylinositol 3,4,5-trisphosphate-dependent Rac exchanger 2 protein-like. Lineage: Eukaryota; Metazoa; Chordata; Actinopteri; Perciformes; Nototheniidae. The record is from RefSeq and is a predicted model, not a curated record. Gene Ontology annotation, cellular component: plasma membrane. The coding region runs from base 16 to 330 and encodes 104 amino acids. Gene Ontology annotation, biological process: positive regulation of GTPase activity; regulation of signaling; intracellular signal transduction. Gene Ontology annotation, molecular function: guanyl-nucleotide exchange factor activity; GTPase activator activity. The transcript has 3 exons.